Molecule: messenger RNA, 1278 nt
Organism: Clarias gariepinus (North African catfish)
Lineage: Eukaryota; Metazoa; Chordata; Actinopteri; Siluriformes; Clariidae
Product: E3 ubiquitin/ISG15 ligase TRIM25-like
Exons: 9
Source: RefSeq, a predicted model, not a curated record
CGGAAAUGAAAGUGAAAAUCAGCACGAGCUCAGUGUUCGGGAUUUUGUUCCAAUGUUUGUGUUGUUUUGAGGGUGUUUUUCAGGAUGUCAACAUUAACCCCUCUGUCCAUCUCAAGCGCUACCAGUAGCGAGUCAUCAGACUCUACAUUACGUCAUGAACAUGACAGUGACAAGUCUGAUGAAAGUGAGGACUUGAGGAGCCUGGAGUCAGACUGGGCCUCAUCAGCUCCUACUUCAAAAGAUCAGGAAAUAGAUCCCAUCCAGUUACGUCGACGACAAGCAAAGAGUUUUCAAGUGUAUCUGAACGUUAGUGAACACCAGGACAGGAUCAGCCAUUCACCAGCUGCGUCAUACAUCUCGAUGAAAAGCGACCGGUCGAUGUAUGCUCCGCAUAAGUUCAGACAUGAGCCCGAUGUCACACCAACAAGCCAACGUGAUGAAUUGUCUCCAUGUCUAACACUGGCAUCCUCUCAUUCCAUGGACCCACCUAUUAAAUUUAUUUUAAGUGAUCCCAGGUUACAGACACAGAGCAUGAUGAACAAGAUAUCUCCAAACCUAACACCUGUCAAGUCUGACCAGUCUGUGGUUCCAAGUUUUCCGUUUGAAUACAGAGAUCCCUACACCAGUCAAAUGAUGAGGGAACACUUGAGGUGUACAGAGUGUAAAGAUGUCCUCAAGGAGCCCAUGUCCAUCCCCUGUGGACACAGUUUUUGCAAAAGGUGCAUCCUAAACUAUUGGAUCAGACCAGCCCAGAUAGGAAAUUACUCCUGUCCUCAGUGUAGGAAGAGGUUUACAACUCGUCCUGCACUCAACCUGAAUGUGACUCUGGCUAACGUUGUGCAGACGCAUCAGCGGGCCAAGUUCAGCCCUGCUGUUCCUGUUCAAAACUACGCUGGACCUGGAGACGUGGCCUGUGAUCUCUGCACUAAAAGUAAGAUCAGAGCAGUGAAUACAUGUCUGACCUGCAGUGUGUCUUACUGUGAAGCUCAUGUGAGGACGCACUACACUGUAGAAGCGCUGCAGAAACAUGUCCUGAUGAAGCCAACAAAAGACCUGAAGUUGGGUGGAGUCAACAAGCUAGGCAAAGCUAAUACUUCAGCUGAGGUCACCGUGCCUAAGGAUCUCAUGAGCAACUUAAUGAAGCAGAUGAAGCAGCUCCAAAAUCAUGUGAAUGACAUGGCACUGAAACUGGAGGACAUGCAGAAAAGUAAAACUAAGGAUGAGCCUCCGAGAAAACGCUCCCGUGGACAACUCAGAAAGGGUGAGUUGUACCAGCUG